AUGGCAUCUAAGAUUCUGAAAACGACUACCGGCCUGACCGGCCUAAACGUCUCCCGAAACCCGCACCACUACCUGAAAAUCGUUUACAAUCGCAUCCUUAGGGGAAUUCAGGAAAUUCCGGAAGAAGCCGCGUACCGAAAAAGCGUUGAGCGCAUCGUCGGCGAACGACUUCGACUCGUAGAAACGGAACCAGACCCUAUCAAACUUGAGGAGAAGAUCGGCAUGGGACAACUGGAGGAGGUGAUCACUCAGUUUGAUCUAUCAUUUCUAAAAUCAUUGUUCUUUGCUGAUAUCAGUCUUGCUAAAUUUCAGGCAGAAGCCGAACUGGGCUUAGUGAGGACUAUGCUCAAAUACAAGUGCUGGGAGCCACUGGUAGGGAAACCUCAACCUGACCAGUGGAAAUGGCCCGUCUGA
Soboliphyme baturini is the source of this 414-nucleotide messenger RNA. The record is from the annotation of a GenBank genome assembly. Lineage: Eukaryota; Metazoa; Nematoda; Enoplea; Dioctophymatida; Soboliphymatidae.